GCAAGCAGCGCCACCACACAACACACAGCACAGCACGACCAUGGCCGACCACGACGAUGCGAGCGACAGCGCUGUGGGGGAGACGCAGGUGCCCGAGACGCAACCGGUGACAGAGACGCAGCAGGAAAGCCAAGUGCCCGAAACAGUGCCCGUGUCAACCAAUGUAGAGGAAGAAGAGGCCACAGAACAACUGCAGGUGCCAGAGACCCAGGUCCCAGAAAGCCAGGUGCCGGAGACCCAGGUGCCGGAGACUCAGAUGCCUGCUGCCGCUGCUACGACACAGGAGGUAGAAGGCGAGAAGGAAGAGAGGGCUGACAAAGAAGGAGGGGAAGAUGUGCAGAAGGACACCAGCAGCGCUGAGGCUGGUGACGCUGCUGAGUCGCAGGUGGAAGAAACACAGGCGCCAGCAACGAUGGACGCAGCAGCGGACGCCGAUGAUGACAGUCACAGCCAGCAGCAGGAGGAUGUUGAGACUGACAGGGAACCGGACAACGAUGGAAAAGAAGGAGAGCAACAAGACAAGACGAAGGACGAGGGUGAAGGGGACAACGCAACGGAUGUCACUGCAGGAGAUGACGACGACACGGUUGCCACGGCUGCCGCUGAUGAUGCUGAUGAUGAUGGCGCUGAUGCGAAGAAGGAUGGGGCGGGCGAGGACGAGGAGCAACCGGGCGUAGUUGCAGUUGCAGCUGAGAAGUCGCAGCCAGUGAAGCGAGUGGUGGAGAGCGAUGACGAGGAGGACAGCACCCCAGCAGACGCGGCUGCUGAAGAGGCUGCUCCUGCCCCAGCCGAAACGGCGGGCAAUGGAGGCGAUGAGCCCUUGGUUGACAAGAGCGCCAUGCUGGACGCCAUCUUUGGUGACAGCGAUUCCGAGGAGGAAGGCACCUUUGAAGGAUACGAAGAAGUGCCGGAGGUGCCAUCUCCACCACCCACGCCGAAAACAGCGCCCAAGCGGAAGAAGACGCAGCCAGCAAAGGCCAGAGGCAAGCGCCGCGCGGCAGCAAACAGCGACGAUGAAGAAGACAAUGAGCGCCCAAUGCCGGCAGCAGCAGAUCCGUUUGCCCGCAAGAAGCCCAAGCGACGCAAGAACGCUGGCAUUGACACGAACGUGGAUGACAAAGCAAAGGCGAUUCUCAACGAGAUGAAGAAGGCAGCCGACGCCGACAAUGCGGCGCGCGCAAACCGACAGCCGGCGCUCAACAAGCUGAUGAUCCUGGACAAGGUUGUGACGGCCAUCAACAAGCCACAGCUUCAGCCAAUUCUGCUUGACAACCGCCUGUUUGAUUAUCUCGUGCUCUGGCUGCAACCGUACGAGGACAGCACACUCCCAAACGUCAACGUUCGCACCCGCCUUCUCCGCGUCAUCUCCACCAUGACAGUCAGCAGCGAUGACAGCCACCAGCUCAGAGAAAGCCGACUGCCGGUCGUGUGCGAGCUGCUGCGUCGCCAUCCGCUCGAGAGCAGCGAGAACAAACGCCGCCUCGCUGUCAUCAAGGACAAGUUCAGCCGCAUCCUCGUCUCCGCCGGCGAGCUCGAAGCGCAGCAGCAGGCGGCUGAGGAGGAGCGCCUUCGCCGCCGCAUGCGCCGCGUCGGCCCCGCCCGCAGCCAUCGCAGCGUCCAAGACACAUCCGCCCUCCGCCCCGGCGACAAGGGCUUCAUCAUCCGCGCCCGCGUGCCCCAGCCAGAGGAUCGCGACUACGUGAUUCGACCAGAGAGCAAAGUCACCCAGGACUUUGAUACAACUGCUAGGGCUGCGCGCUCGCAAGGGAGGAUGGCGGACUUCAACCGCAUGUUCAAGAGCCAGAAGAACAAGUCAAAGUCCCGCAACGUGUCCGCUGUGCAGGUGAACAUCACGGGCUCCUUCAGCGGUGGUAAAUGACGUGUACACGAGGAACAGGGCAGCAUCCUUUCUCACCACAGCUGGCUGCUUAGCUCUCCUUGAAUGUGUUGUGAUGUGAAUGUGUGCGUGUGUGCGGGGGGGGUGAGGUGUGGUGAUGAUGGUGGUGAUGAUGAUGAUGAUGAUGAUGAUGA
Salpingoeca rosetta is the source of this 2031-nucleotide messenger RNA. RefSeq lists its product as uncharacterized. The transcript has 12 exons. Gene Ontology annotation, cellular component: nucleus. The record is from RefSeq and is a predicted model, not a curated record. Bases 41 to 1879 code for a protein of 612 amino acids. Lineage: Eukaryota; Choanoflagellata; Craspedida; Salpingoecidae. Gene Ontology annotation, biological process: poly(A)+ mRNA export from nucleus.